Messenger RNA from Angiostrongylus costaricensis, 1338 nucleotides. The record is from the annotation of a GenBank genome assembly. NCBI's taxonomy places the organism in Eukaryota, Metazoa, Nematoda, Chromadorea, Rhabditida, Metastrongylidae.
AUGGAUGUUAUUAUGAUUGCUGAUAUAGCAUGGAUCCAGAGAGGAGUAGCGAAGAGGAAUCCGGACAAAAUCCGAUUGGAUAAUGACCAGUUGAAGCAGCUUAUUGAAGGGGGCGUUUCGGAAUCAUCUGAUCUGGAAAGCGACGUUGGUGAAUUCCGUUUCGUUUGUAGAAUGCGAGGUAUCGCGAUGUAUUCAUCAAAUAUGGACGAUCCCUAUGUAACCCUACACAUUGAUAGCGAUGAAGAAGAAAAAGAAGAAAUUGAAGUGAAACCUGAAGACAACAUGGUAGCGCUAGCCAAGGUCCAAAGGGACAGCUAUACACUGGAGGUAUUCAUAUAUAACGAGGAAAACAAUGACUGGUACUGUCAUCACGAUUGCCUUCUGGAUGCACCACCUCUUUGUCUGGAACCAAUUCAGUAUGAUCCAGGAAACAGCGAAACGGAAAAGGGUAACCUGAUAGCAGUGGGGACAAUGGAAUCCGUUAUCAACAUUUGGGAUUUAGACAUAAUGAAUGCUGUUGUUCCUGUAGUUAAUUUGGGCUCCAAAAAGAGAGGUAACGUUUUAGAUUAUGAUUUUUUUUUACUUCUCGACGGUUGUAAAUCCAAAUUAAUCCUGCGAGUGGCUAAUUCUAUUUUAGAGCGAAGGAAAAAGCGUGAUGGUAGAGAGCAGGGACAUUCAGAUGCAGUUAUUAGUCUUGCAUGGAAUAAAAUUGCGACUCAUGUAUUAGCCAGUGGAGGUGCGGAUAGGCAGAUCUUGCUGUGGGAUUUAGAUGAGGCUAAAGUUGCUCAAGUCAUUCCUGAAAGGACAGGUGAGAUACAAUCACUGUCAUGGCAUCCAGCUGAACACUCAUUCAUCCUUGCGGGUACAUUAAGCGGGACAGUGGAAGUCAUUGACUGCAAUGAGAAUACAGGAAUUCCAUCCGCCUCAUGGAGUUUCGAAACACAAGUGGAACAAGUAAAGUGGAACCAUUUCAAUCCAUUUUCUGCUUUCUUCGCAACAGACGACGGAUUUUUAUAUCACGUUGACAUGCGAAAACCUGGUGAAAUUAUUUGGAGAGGUCAAGCUCAUGAUGGUACUGUUGGAGGUCUCACACUGUCUCCGACUGUGCGCGGUCUUUUAGUCACAGUUGGUCAUGAUCAUAUGAUGUGUGUCUGGAAAGUUCAAGAUGACGGUGCUCUGUUGAAGAUUCAUUCUGAGCGGCAACACAUUGGUGCCUUACAUGCAGCUGAAUUUAAUCCGGAUGUACCCACGGUGUGUUGUAUAGGAGGGUCAGCAAAUGAUCUGGUGCGAAUUGUUGAUGCUAGUAAGAUAGAUGUUGUUCUACGACACUUCUCGUAG